AUUUUUUGUUGUUUUUCCCUCUCCAGGUGACCUACAAAUGGCUGAGCUACACCCUGGGCGUCCACGUGAACCAGGCCAAACAGAUGCUCUACGAUUACGUGGAGAGGAAGCGCAGGGAGAACUCGGGAGCUCAGCUCCACGUCACCUACCUGGUAGCAGGGAACCUCCUCCAGAAUGGACACGUUUGCCACAAGGUCGCAGUAGUGAGGGAGGAUAAACUGGAAGCAAUGAAGUCUAAGCUGUCCACAAUUGCCAGUGUGCACGUGUACAGCAUUCACAAGGCCCUGCUCAAGGACAGCUCCCCCCUCUACAACACCGACUACGACAUUGUCAAAGCAAACCUGCAGCACUGCAGCAAGUUCAGUGCCAUCCACUGCGCCGCCGCCGUGCCCAGGACCCCGCCCGAGGCCCCCCGGGCGCCGGCGCCCGCGCAGAGCCCCCCGAGGCAGAGGGACCCCGAUGCCGCCAGCACCGUCAAUGGCCACGGGCCCCGCGCUGCCAGGCCCCCCCCGCAGCAGCACAAAGGCAUCAUGGGCAUGUUUGCAGCCAAAGCAGCGGCCAAAGCCCAGGACACAGCUAAGGAGGCCAAGGCAGAGGCCAGGGAGGCCCCAGGUGUGUCUGCAGCAAGCAGCAAGCCACUAACAAAGAACAGCAUCAUGAACAACUUCUUUGGGAAAGCUGCUAUGAAUAAACUCAAAGCCAACUCUGUGCCUGAGCAGCCAAAGGAGGAGAAAGAAGUAGUGAAGCCUUCAGUUGCUGUAGCAGAACCAGAGUCAUCUCCUAAUACUGUAGCAGAGAAACCUGGGAAGAAAACAGAGUCUGCCAGAAUUCAGCAAAAGGACAAGAAAAGUAAAACGAAGAGAGCAGAUAGGUCAGAUGACGAGGAAGAAAGAGAUCCUGAAAAUGUCAAGAAAAAAAGGAAGCGAAUCAAACAACUUGUGUCUGACAGCAGUGAUGAGGAAGCAGAUGUCCCACCCUCUCCCACACCCGAGGAAGAGAGAGCUCCAUCUCCAGCCCCUGAACCUGCUCUGAAAACUGAGCUGGAGCCUGCAUCCACAGAGGUGUCAGCUGGAGGGAGGAAGAGGAAGCGGAAGCGCGUGCUGAAAUCCAAGAUGUUUAUUGAUGAAGAGGAGGGCUGCAUGGUGACUGAGAAGGUUUACGAGAGCGAAUCCUGCACGGACAGCGAGGAUGAAUUCCCCAAGCCCAAGGCACCAGCUCCACAGAAACAACCCAUGCUGCCCACCAAGAGAGAGCCAAAGGAGGAAAGGAAGAACCCAAAGAAAGGGGCAGCUCCUGCCAGCAGAGCCAACAAACAGGUCUCCAUCAUGGGCUUUUGCCAGAAGAAAUGAGCUGGCUCUGUCUCCUCCUGGCAGCUUGGGAGUGUUGCUCCCUUUUCUCGUGUGGCUCUCUGCAAGCUGUGGAGACAACAGGCAAGCCCUGGUUACACAAGGCGUCCUGCUUACUGUGUAAGGAAGCCCUCUGGACUAGAUUUUGUAUGAGAGAAAAGUUUUUAUUUGUUACUGCAAUAAUUUCAGUCAUCUUCACUAAGUGCUGCGGGAACUGCCAGCUAGAGGCAACAUCUAGAGGAGCUCCUGAAAGGCUGUUAAACCUGUUCACAUGAAAUUGUAUUUUUUUAAUCACCCCUUUGGUGCUAAGUUAGGAGGGGAGUUGUGGUGUUUUCCUCCCCUCUUUGUACACCCCCAGCUCUUCAGGUUGGUCCAGAUGUUCACAUUGGGUAGCAGCAGUAAUGUAGCAGGUCUUCAGGCACAGACACGCAUAUUGAACAUCUGCUUUGGCUUUAAGUGAAUGAAGUGUACUUCAUUUUCCCCCUAAGACUGGUAAAUAGUUUUUGCUCUGCCUUUCAUAAUCUUUUUUUGGACAAAGCAAUGCAUAUAAAAUUCUCUUACUCUCUUCUUCCUUGAACUUGUAUCCUCUGUAACUUGCUCAGAUGCCUAAUUAUAGACUGGGACACUGUUGGUGUUCUGUCUUUACAAAAACAUCCUUGAGGCUUCCCACCCAAUUGGCUCCAGAGUAACUGGGGAAGGCUUUGCUGUUGUUGGGAAAGAACUGGAUCUUUAGCCUUGGAGGCCAGUGAGUCAGAGGGAAGGGUGAUGAGAGGGCACUGCUGAUAACACCAGGCAGGUACCAGGGAACAGCACGAGCUGCAUCGCAGGGUUUGGAAGUUUUGGGUUGCCUGAAGGGUUUUUUUACAGGCAUAAACCAGACAAGAGAAGAGUUUUUCCUUGGACAUCUCAUCACCUGCCUGCUGAAGGAAGAGUGCCACGGCACAUGGUCCUGAGGAACCUGUUGUGGGAGAGGAAUAAAGCACAGCAAUCCUGUUAACCACAAAGGAGCUCUUGGUCUGGGCCUCCUGCUUGGCUGGUGCUGGGGCUGACAGACAGAUGUGAAACAUUUUCCAGAGGGGUGAUGCCCAGCACUCCUGAAGCUUGGGCUGGUGAGUGCUCCCAGGCAGGGGCUGGUGUCCUCAGUGGCUGGUGGAGAGGAGCUGCUGCACCCCAGCAAAACCCGUGCUGUGGCCUGGCAAGAGAAUGAUCAGCCUUAUUCUGGUUUAAUGAAAAAGUUUAACUGUGGAGAGCAAAACCCACCCUGCCGUAGGGGUUCUGUUGUUUUUGGUAGAGUUGAGGGGGUAUUUCUAAAGGCAGUGAGAAGUAACAAAUCCCUUUGAACACAGUUUUGGUUUGUUGUGGUUUUUUUAUUUGUCCUUAUUCAUUAAAUGUGUCAAAUUCUGAUUUCCAA
Molecule: messenger RNA, 2757 nt
Organism: Serinus canaria (Common canary)
Lineage: Eukaryota; Metazoa; Chordata; Aves; Passeriformes; Fringillidae
Gene: POLD3
Product: DNA polymerase delta 3, accessory subunit
Exons: 11
Coding region: 84-1349 (421 amino acids)
Biological process (GO): DNA replication; nucleotide-excision repair, DNA gap filling; DNA synthesis involved in UV-damage excision repair
Cellular component (GO): nucleus; delta DNA polymerase complex
Molecular function (GO): DNA-directed DNA polymerase activity
Source: RefSeq, a predicted model, not a curated record